AUGCAGACGAUAAUAAUAUUGUGUCUAGUGGCCUGCAGUGUCCUCAUAUCAGGGCAACAAUACCUGCCCAUAGUGUCCAGCUCCUCCAUACAAUACACGAGUGACCCAGGACUGUGCAAUGUGAACAAAGACUACAUCCGCGAGUACCGGUCAGCUACUUACGACUUCUGCCUCUUCUCAUACAGACCCGUCGCAGUGAGAAGCAAUUUCAAUUUUGUAUACUCUCCCAUUUCAAUAUGGAUGAUGGUUGCCGCUAUAGCAGAAGGUGCUGAUCCUUUAACUCAACAGAAACUGUUCCAACUCCUACAUCUACCACCCCAGGACCCGUGCUUACGAUACGCGUUCUACCAGAUAGCGACCUCCCGCGCACUCCCAUCUAACGAAGUGAAUAUUAGAAACAAUCGCAUCUUAUUAAUCAACGAAGGCACAACCCUCAAUUCAACAUGGCAUGAUAUUGUUGUGAAGAAUUCUCUCCUCGAUGUGGUCACUGCUCCAAUCAAGUACAAUAGCGUGGCCACAGCUAACGAGAUCAAAAGGAUAAUGUCUGCGCGUCUUCCAACACUUAAUCUGAGUGGAAACUCAGUCCUUCUGGACACAAUAGAUUACAAUGGACUCUGGACUACAGCAUUCGCAGACGCUGUCAUAGAACGAGCACCGUUCUACAGCCACCGAGGGGAAGUAUUGGGGAGUGUGGAUAUGAUGAGAGUAAGGAGACGUGCCCGCAUGGGGUACAUCAAGUCAAUACAUGCAAAAAUAUUGGAACUGCCAGUUGGUGCAGAUGAACGUUACAGAAUGUUGUUCAGUGUUAUUAUUGGAAAUGCCGACAUCAAACCAGUAGUGGCUGCGGUGACCAGCGCAACGGUGUUUGAGAUGAUUGACAGUCUGCGGGAGAGUGCAGUGCCUAUAGAUGUAGCAAUACCACGCAUGGUGAUUUCGAGCGAGGUCGACGUCAGGGUGAUACUGGAAGAUAUAGGAGUCACAGAUAUAUUUACCGAUCCCUCCACCACUAGGUACAUAUCGGAUCCCCCGGCCUUCCCGAGCAGUUUCCUGCAGCGUGUCACCCUGGUGCUCAACAAUACAGGAUUAUAUGCUCCUCCACAAGAGCCGGAAAUCUAUAACGCCCCGACAGUGGCCAGUAGUGUCCUCAUAUCAGGGCAACAAUACCUGCCCGUAGUGUCCAGCUCCUCCAUACAAUACACGAGUGACCCAGGACUGUGUAAUGUGAACAAAGACUACAUCCGCGAGUACCGGUCAGCUAUUUACGAAUUCUGCCUCUUCUCAUUAAGACCCAUCGCAGUGAGAAGUAAUUUCAACUUUGUAUACUCUCCUAUUUCAAUAUGGACAAUGAUCGCUGCAAUAGCAGAAGGUGCUGACCCUUUGACUCAACAGAAACUGUUCCAACUCCUGCAUCUACCACCCCAGGACCCGUGCUUACGAUACGCGUUCUACCAGAUAGCGACCUCCCGCGCACUCCCAUCUAACGAAGUGAACAUUAGAAACAAUCGCAUCUUAUUAAUCAACGAAGGCACAACCCUCAAUUCAACAUGGCAUGAUAUUGUUGUGAAGAAUUCUCUCCUCGAUGUGGUCACUGCUCCAAUCAAGUACAAUAGCGUGGCCACAGCUAACGAGAUCAAAAGGAUAAUGUCUGCGCGUCUUCCAACACUUAAUCUGAGUGGAAACUCAGUCCUUCUGGACACGAUAGACUAUAAUGGACUCUGGACUACAGCAUUCGCAGACGCUGUCAUUGAACGAGCACCGUUCUACAACCCUCAAGGGGAAGUAUUGGGAAGUGUGGAUAUGAUGAGAGUAAGGAGACGUGCCCGUAUGGGGUACAUCAAGGCAGUAAACGGGAAGGUUUUGGAACUACCAGUCGGCUCAGAUGAACGGUACAGAAUGGUUUUCGGUGUUGUUAUUGGAAAUGCAGAUAUCAAACCAGUGGUGGCUGCGGUGACUAGUGAGACGAUAUUUCAGGUGAUUGACAGUCUGCGGGAGAGUGCAGUGCCUAUAGAUGUGGCGAUACCGCGCAUGGUGAUCUCCAGUGAGAUCGACGUCAAGGUGAUAUUAAAGGACCUGGGCAUCACUGAGAUAUUUACUGAUCCGGCUGCCACUAGGUACAUAUCGGAUCCCCCAGCCUUCCCGAGCAGUUUCCUGCAGCGUGCCACCUUGGUGCUCAACAGUACAGGAUUAUAUGCUCCUCCACAAGAGCCGGACAUUUAUAACGCCCCAACUGGUCUCAACUUGGCCCUUGGAAGAGAUUUCAUUGCCGACCGUCCCUUCUUAUUUAGUCUCUUCGAUACUGAAACAUACACUUGCAUCAUGGCGGCCGCAUACACUUCUCCCACUUAUACAUAAGCGGUUAGAAUAAACGACAACAACC
Molecule: messenger RNA, 2377 nt
Organism: Spodoptera littoralis (African cotton leafworm)
Lineage: Eukaryota; Metazoa; Arthropoda; Insecta; Lepidoptera; Noctuidae
Source: the annotation of a GenBank genome assembly